AUGCAUCAGCAACAGGAUCAAGAACCAGUAUUGGCCAUGGCGGAUCAGCAGCAGCCUCCGUCGCUAUCGCGGAUUUCCUCCUUGGAAGUAUCCGAAAACGAGAAGCUGAAGGCGCUGAACCAGCGGCUGAUCAAGACCGUGGCGGCCAAGAGGCAGGAUGUGGAGACCUUGGAGCGAGAGAAGAAAGGCCUGCAGUCCGAGUUGGAGAAGCGCGCCGCGGAUUUCCUCGCCGGGAGUGACGAGAUAGCUUGCUCAGAGAUAGAACGGAGCGUCGCGUUCGAGGCUCUUAAGGAAAUGGAGGUAAUCGAGAAGUUGACCGGCGAUGUCGAGUCCGAGAGGGAGAGGUUGAGCAAGAUUUGCAGGGAGAAAUAUGCGAUCGAAAGCGAGCUCUCCGGGAGGGUUGAGGAAGCUGAACGCUUGAAGGCGAUAGUGAAGGAGAUGGAGGAGAAGCAAAAUACGAGCGAAGGUAAAAUUCUUGAACUUAAGGUUGAAAUUGAUGUAUUGAGUAGCCAGAAGAAAGACGUAGAGAAGGAAGUCGAGCUUCUUGAACGAGUUAGGGAUUCUGCUGAGAUGAAUUUGUCGGUUAGGGUGAGUGAAAUCGAAGCUCUGAAAGCUGAGAUUAAUGCGAUUGAGAUUGAGAAGAGUGAUCAGAUCGUCAAGAUUGGUUGCUUGGAAGAAGAAAUCAAGGGAUUGAAUGAUUCUGUGCUGAGUUUCACGACUGAGAAUGGCCUUCUGAGCGAGAAGGUGAUUGAAUUGGAGAUGAGCUAUGGCGAUGCAAUUGAGAAGGAGACAGCAAUGAGAAGAGAGAUCGAUUCCUUGAUUGUAGAACAGAGGGAGAAGAUAAAGAUGGUCGAAACAUUGACAGAGGAAAAGGAUUCUCUCGGUAGGAUGAUAGAUUCCGUUAGUGGAGAAUUGGAGGGUAAGAACCUAUUGAUCGAUAAGCUCUCUCGAGAGAAGGAAGAGAUUGAGGGAAUCUCCAAGAGUAAAGAGUCUGAAGUUGCAGAACUGCUGAAUAAGGUAAGCGAGUUGGCCGGUUCUCUGAUUGCAGCAAAUGACUCCAUAAAGGCCCAAGAAGCUCGAAACAACGAGUUAGCUUCUGACCGUACUCAGUACAGAGAGAGACUGGAGCGAUUGAAGGUGGAGAAACAUGAUCUGCAGUUGGCUUUGGAGGACGAGCAGGGUUAUGGAGUUAACUUGAGGUCUAAACUUGCAGAGGAGGAGAUUAGGAUCGAGGAAGCUGCAGUGAAGCUUGAGAAGGCAAACUCUGAGAAAGAGACCCUAAUGGAAGAGAAGAAGGCAGUGGAAGCCGAGAUUGAAUCCUUGAAGAACCUUAGUGGUGCGAUCGAGAAGAAGCUUGCAGAAACACAUGUUGACCUGCUGAGCAACACUGUGAAAUUGGUCUCCCAGAGCAGCAGCAGCAGCAAUGGAUCUGUAGAUGGUGGUGUGCAGAAGGUUGAAGAACAAGUGGAAGCGAUCAGGAGUUGUUUCAGAGACAAGGAUGCAAAGGUGGAGGAGAUGAAGCAGCGUGUUGAAGCUCUUGAGAAGUCUGUUGCAGAAGCUGAGAAGAAGAAGAGCUUCUGGGCUAUGGUUUCAUCUGUUACUACAGUUGUCGCUGCUGCGUCACUUGCCUUUGCUGUUAAAGUGCGUUAG
Molecule: messenger RNA, 1650 nt
Organism: Linum tenue
Lineage: Eukaryota; Viridiplantae; Streptophyta; Magnoliopsida; Malpighiales; Linaceae
Source: the annotation of a GenBank genome assembly